AUGGAAAAAAACUACAAAAAGGGAGACAGCAACCACCUCAAGCCCAGCCUGAUGACCACCAUCCAUCAACUCAUCACCCGCCGACUGAUCACAAGACUAGAAUCAGUCAUCACCCGCCAAUCAAGAAGACCCAAAAUAUCCACCGAGCUGUUGACGUUGAGAACAGGAAAUUCACAGACACGAGGCUAUCGAAGACAGCACAACCCUGUCCAUUACCCCCUUCGGUUCUUCCAUUCUUCAGGUACCGAUCCCCAACCAAACUCACAACCAACUAGCUCAGAAUCGGGGAAACUAUAUCCCAUCUGUCCGACCUGUUCGAUCGAAAUCAGAGCUAACUUUAAUCAGACUAGCAAGAUCGAAGAAAAAUGUAAAUGCGCGAAUUGUCAAUCGUUUAUUCCGACGGAUAUGGUGAUCAAAAAGAUCCCAGAAAGGGAUCGCUCAGUCAGGAAGAGUGAUAACGAAGGUGAGGAAGAAGGUCAUGAGGCCCAUCGGAUCGAUUAUUUCAAAUUGUUCGAAGUCGAGAAGACGUUCAAAGAUCUCGAUCUGGUCCGGUUGAAGAAAGCGUACCACCAGUGGCAACAAGUCGUCCACCCGGACUUCAGCAUCAACAACGACCAGCUCGCGGACCAUCCUUCGGAGCUGAGUCUGCAGUGUAUGAAGGACUGGAGCGUGUUGGUUAACCGGGCUAAGAGCAUCUUGAGCGAUGAUCUCAAGAGGGCAGAAUAUCUGAUCGGAUUGCAUGGGACCGUCGAGCUUAGCCAGGAAGCCGACUCGCUCGAUAACUCGCAGCUGUUGGUCGAGAUCAUGGAGGUCAGAGAGCAGCUCGAAGAAGCCCAGACUGCUGAAGCAAUCGAAUCUAUCAAACUAACUAACAAAGAGUCAAUCGAUCAAGUUUUGAGGGAAUUGGAUCAUCAAUUCAACCAGUUGAUUCGUCUCAAUCAUAACGACAAACAAUAUCAUGAUCACUCUGAAAGUCUCAAAGAAUCGAUCAUCAGAUUACGCUAUUUGAAGAAGAUUCAAGAGAUCAUUUCUUCAACUAAUCUCUAA
Messenger RNA from Puccinia graminis f. sp. tritici CRL 75-36-700-3, 1047 nucleotides. RefSeq lists its product as uncharacterized. Gene Ontology annotation, molecular function: ATPase activator activity; protein-folding chaperone binding. NCBI's taxonomy places the organism in Eukaryota, Fungi, Basidiomycota, Pucciniomycetes, Pucciniales, Pucciniaceae. The coding region runs from base 1 to 1047 and encodes 348 amino acids. Gene Ontology annotation, biological process: protein complex oligomerization; [2Fe-2S] cluster assembly. Gene Ontology annotation, cellular component: mitochondrion. The record is from RefSeq and is a predicted model, not a curated record. The transcript has 3 exons.